Dictyostelium purpureum is the source of this 702-nucleotide messenger RNA. RefSeq lists its product as uncharacterized. The transcript has 3 exons. The coding region runs from base 1 to 702 and encodes 233 amino acids. Gene Ontology annotation, biological process: mRNA splicing, via spliceosome. NCBI's taxonomy places the organism in Eukaryota, Evosea, Eumycetozoa, Dictyosteliales, Dictyosteliaceae. Gene Ontology annotation, cellular component: U1 snRNP. Gene Ontology annotation, molecular function: U1 snRNA binding. The record is from RefSeq and is a predicted model, not a curated record.
AUGGCAUCAAUCGAAGAUUCAGUUGAUAUUCCACCAAAUCAAACUAUAUAUGUAAAUAAUUUAUAUGAAAAAAUAUCAAAAAAAAAAUUAAGAGAGCAUUUAUAUUCUUUAUUUUCAAAAUAUGGACAAAUUUUAGAGAUUGAAGCAUCAAAAUCAUUAAAGAUGAGAGGACAAGCAUUCAUUGUAUUUAAAGAUAUAACAUCAGCAUCCAAUGCUCUAAGAGAGAUGAAUGGAUUUAAUUUUUUAGAUAGACCAAUGAAAAUUCAAUAUAGUAAAAAUAAAUCAGAUGCUGUUUCAAAAUUAGAUGGUACUUAUAUGGAGAAAAAGAGACAAAGAGAAGAAAACAACGAAAAGAAAAUUAAUAUUAAAAAACAAGAUAGAAAAGUUACAGGUGGUCAAAAGAAUAAAAAUGGUGAAACUUUAUCUGUUGGUAAUAUACCUUCCAAUUUACAACCAAGAGAUCUUCCACCAAAUAAAACUCUUUUUGUUGAAAAUUUACCAGAUAAAUGCGAUCCAAUGAUGCUCGAAAUGUUAUUUUCACAAUUUCCAGGUUAUAAAGAAGUUCAUAUGGUAGAAAGUAAAAAAGGUAUUGCUUUUGUAGAAUUUCAAGAUGAAAGUAAAUCAGGUCUUGCAAUGCAAAGUUUACAACAUUUCAAAGUUACUCAAGAAAAACCAAUGGUUAUUUCAUUUGCAAAACAAUAA